Messenger RNA from Exophiala mesophila, 1151 nucleotides. RefSeq lists its product as uncharacterized. Bases 218 to 1054 code for a protein of 278 amino acids. Lineage: Eukaryota; Fungi; Ascomycota; Eurotiomycetes; Chaetothyriales; Herpotrichiellaceae. The record is from RefSeq and is a predicted model, not a curated record. The transcript has 2 exons. Gene Ontology annotation, cellular component: membrane.
CCAAGGUACCACCAACAUCUAAUACUACCACCCUUCCACACCAGCCUCCGACGAAACCAUGGAUGAUAAUCGCACAGAAUAUAUCAUAUCAUGAUGCCGACUGAUAUCUAUCCUCCUUCUUCCUCUCGAUCUCAUCCCACUUAACUUCCUCCCACCCAAGCCCCAGCAAGACAACCACACAACAACACACCACCAUCCCUCCCUCCAAUCCUCCAACAUGCAUCUCAAACCCCUCUCAACCCUCCUCGACAUUCCCCCCUCUGGGUUCGAUCCCAACCAUACAUUCACAACCUCAUGGCUCCUACCCCCUCUUCUCCUCUCCCUCAUCCGCCUCUUCAUCUUCCUCUAUUGUCUCGCCACCCAACUCACACACUGGAUCUACUACGGCGUUCACGGCGCCAACACAUUAAGCGGACGAGAAUUCAGUUUCUUCACCGUGCUUACAUUCUGGGGAAUCCUCUUCUAUAAUCUUUUUGCUGGCAUGCAUACUUUGGUAUAUGCAUUGAAAGGACGAUCGUGGCUUGAUGGAUGGCCGCGUGUUCUGCAAGCGUUGCAUAGUUUUCUUUAUACCACCGUGGUGACGUUUCCGUUUUUGGUCACCAUUGUUUAUUGGGCGAUUUUGUAUUCUGGACCGUGGUUUCCUGUGGAGUUUAAUGCUUGGUCGAAUAUUUCUCGCCACGCGCUAAAUGCCCUCUUUGCUCUCAUCGAGAUCGUCCUCCCUGCGACAAACACCCCUCCGUUCCUCCACCUCGUUGGCCUUGUUAUCAUCCUCUUGAUAUAUCUGGCACUUGCAUACCUCACAUAUGCGACACAGGGGUUCUAUGUAUACAGUUUUUUGAACCCGGAUACUGGAACUGGUCGAGUGACGGGAUAUUGUUUUGGGAUAUUUGCGGCUAUUUUGGUUAUUUUCUUGGUUGUAUGGGGUGUGAUUUGGUUAAGAAGACGGUUUACAAGAUCAGGAAAGAAGAGCAGGAAAGAUGUUGAGAGGAGGUUUUCAGUGGAUACAGAUGUUGAAAUGUCCGGUGCAGGAGGGACGAGAACACAGGUGAAAUAAGGUAGUCAUGGGAUAAGUAUUUGGAUAAUGCUAUGAUGGACAGAUUUGGACAAAUUCCCGUAGGGGGAAGGACAAGUAGGCUGAAAAUGGAAUGAUG